AUGUCUUCUGCUAAUAGUUCUGCUAAUGGCCCAAAUGAAGUUGAGAUUCGGGGACAAAGCUUCGACUCUGCAAGCAGGCACAACCUAGAAUCAACAUCUGUAUCAAAAGAUGUGAAGGGAAAAGAGAAUCUCGUCAGCUCUCAAGAUCAAGAAACCAUGGAACUUUAUACACAGGUUAGAGCAAAAGAGAAGGAAAUCAUGUAUCUUAGAGAGCAAAUUGCUCUUGCCAGUAUACGAGAAUCACAGAUGUUGAAUGAAAAGUAUACACUUGAAACAAAAUUCUCUGAAUUACGGAUGGCUCUAGACGAAAAGCAAAGUGAAGUGAUAGUUUCUGCAUCAAAUGAGCUGGCACGAAGGAAAGGUGAUCUUGAAGUAAAUUUAAACUUGCUUAAUGAAUUAAAGGUUGCAGAAGAUGAGAGACACAUAUUCACGUCAUCCAUGCUAGGUAUAUUGGCGGAAUUUGGUGCUUUGCCUCAUGUUACCAAUGCAUCUGCCUUAACCAACAGCAUCAAACACUUACAUGAUCAACUGCAGUUGAAGAUAAGGACUUCACAUGCUAGGCUUGCAGAGGUAAAUUCGAUGAUUGGAUAUAAUUCCAGAAAUGGUUUGGGUGAUAAAGAAAUUCCAGGUUUGGCUCCCAGUGGUGGCCAAUUUCCUAGCACCUCUAUGGGUGUGCGUGGACUUUCUCACUAUAGCCAAUACAAUGAUGGAAAAAUUAUGGAUCCAGCUCAUGACCCUUCAAGAUAUGUGCAAGAGAAUGAUUCUAAACAAGUCAAAAGUUUGACACGGAGUUCUGAGAUGCGCCAGUCACCGAAUAACGAGACUCUUUUAAGGACCUUACCUAACAUUGAUAGACAUGCUGCAAGCCGUAUUAUGGACAAUAUGCUCGAAAGAAAUGGUUACCCGUCAGUAUCUGAGCAAAGAAGUUAUGAUCAGUUUUCCCAUCUUCCAAUGCAUGAAAAUGCUGGUUCUUUUGGUGCUGAAGGAGACGGCCCUGGAAUAGAAGGCUUUCAAAUUAUUGGUGAUGCCAGACCAGGAUGCAAACUUCUAGGUUGUGGGUAUCCUGUACGUGGGACCUCUCUAUGCAUGUUUCAGUGGGUUCGGCAUAAUCCAGAUGGGACAAGGCAGUAUAUUGAAGGAGCUACUAAUCCAGAAUACAUAGUGACAGCUGAUGAUGUGGAUAAACUUAUUGCUGUAGAGUGCAUACCAAUGGAUGAACAAGGACGGCAGGGUGAUAUUGUCAGAAUCUUUGCAAAUGAUCAGCACAAGAUUACUUGCGACGACGAGAUGCAAGAGGAGAUUGAUACUCAUAUCUCUAGAGGACAGGCAGCAUUUAGUGUCCUGAUUCUUUUAGAGAACUCCGAGAACUGGGAGCCAGCGAGUCUGCUCUUGAGAAGGUCAGGCUUUCAAGUUAAGGAUGAGAGGAAACAGGAUGUUAUAAUUACCGAGAAAUACUCUAAAGACUUGACGAUCAAAAUUCCGAGUGGCUUCUCAACGCAGUUUGUGCUGACAUGUUCAAAUGGGUCAUCAUAUCCCUUCAGCACGAAUAAUGACAUUAGAAUGAGAGAUACACUUGUGCUGACAAUAAGAAUCUUCCAGAGCAAGGCUUUGGACGAAAAGAGGAAGGGCAAAGCGUAA
Molecule: messenger RNA, 1638 nt
Organism: Striga hermonthica
Lineage: Eukaryota; Viridiplantae; Streptophyta; Magnoliopsida; Lamiales; Orobanchaceae
Source: the annotation of a GenBank genome assembly